AUGAUCGCGCAAGUCACGGCGACUUCGGGGACAGACUUCAUCAUGAUCGAUGCCGAACACGCACCUUUGACAUUCGACAUAGUCACGCAGAUGGUCCACGGUUUUAUGUCAGUGGCGACCACAUCCGUGAAGCAUGCCUUGAUCCGCAUACCAUCCCACGAUCUUGCAUGGAUCAAAUGGGCUCUAGACAGUGGCUGCUCUGGUAUCGUUAUUCCCAUGGUCAACUCAGCUACCGAGAUGGAGGCCAUUCUUGAUCGUUCACUAUAUCCGCCCCGUGGCAGGCGAAGCUUCGGACCCCUCUACGCCCCUUUCGCUGCAGGAGGCAACGCCGCAUCGUCAUAUGCUGGGCCUGGGGAAUACUUCCAGAGGGCACGACGCGGUGAAAUAGCUAUCAUUCCUAUGAUUGAAUCAAAGCAAGGGCUGGAAAACUGUGACGAAAUCCUUAGAUUGGACGGUGUUGAUGGGGUUUUCAUUGGCCCAGCAGAUCUUAGACUGUCGAUCGAUCUGGAGCCAGCAAUUGAUGGAGAGGAGCCUGAGUUCUUGGCCGCUUUGGACAAAAUCACCAAAGCUGCGAAGAAACACGGCAAAGUUGUCGGUUGUAUGGGAAUAGGAGAAGAGGCAUCGUACAAGCGAGGGUCUGAAGGCAUGGACUUCUUACUGUCAACAUUUGAUUACGGAGCAAUACUUGGUGGAUAUAAUGCUGAUCUAGCCAAGGCAAGAUCUGGCGUGGACAGAGCUCGAAAGGCCUCCGCACCACGGUCAGAGCUUUGA
Messenger RNA from Cercospora beticola, 771 nucleotides. Its product is annotated as HpcH/HpaI aldolase family protein. Gene Ontology annotation, cellular component: cytoplasm. Gene Ontology annotation, molecular function: aldehyde-lyase activity. The record is from RefSeq and is a predicted model, not a curated record. NCBI's taxonomy places the organism in Eukaryota, Fungi, Ascomycota, Dothideomycetes, Mycosphaerellales, Mycosphaerellaceae.